AUGUUACUGCCACGUUUACUAGCAUCAUUUGCCACAAUCAACUUGAUUCAAGCUUACUACGUCCCAGCCAAUGGAGAAGAUUGGACAAGGUACAAACCAACUUGUGAUUACUUACCAGGAAGUUUUACCAGCUUGCCUUUCAAAUUUGGAAUUGUUGUGAAUCCUUACACUGUCACCAAUGAUGGGGAGUUGAUAGAACCAGAGGUUAAAUCAAUCGAAAGAAGUAUUACCACUAGUUUUGUUACAUCUGUUAUUACACCAGCUCCGAAGGAAACCAAGACUAAAGACAUUAUUGUUCAAAUUACUGAUGGCCAAGUUCAAAAAGUGAAUGAAGAGUCGUGUGAUCCAGAAGAGAAGAAGAAGCCAUUGGAUAAGGAACAUCAUUACCAUGAUGGGUAUUCAAGUGACAGAUAUGAUGAACAUGGAGAUGGAUACUUUGAUAAUGACAAGACUGACAAGAGUGACUAUUAUGACAAGGAUGGAAAAUUUGGUGGACGCAAACAUUUUGAAGAUGUCAACAAGGAUAAUAAUUUUGAUAAUGAGGGAGAUUUUGACAGAGAAACGGUCUUAUCAAAGAGAGACGAGUUGGAUAACGAGAUUUCUCAUGAUAUUGGCGGUGAUGUCAAGGACAAGUCAUUUGACAAACAUUCGAAACACUACAAAGGCAAACACGGAUUUGACGAUUAUGAUUCUGACAAUAAUUUGAAUUUCGAAAAAGGCGAAAACGAUCAUGACUACUACGACGAACACGAUAGAUCCAAAGAGCAUGAGAGCCAUGAAAAAUCAUAUGCUGAACAUAGAGAUUUCAAAGAGCGUGGUCGUAAUAACAACUACCACAAGAAUCAUAAAGCUCGCAAGGGCGAGAAAGAGCAUGAAGGAAAGCACGACUACUCCAAUGAUGAUGGUUUUGAAUCUCCCGUUUAUUCAGUCGCCUGUUACACGAACGCCACUUUACGUAUGUCAUUACACGAUUCGAUUUUGAGAGAUUCAGACGACAGAAUUGGAUGUAUUGUAUCCGGCCAUCAAUUCCAAUUUGAUGGUCCUACUCCUCAACAUGGUGCUGUUUUUGCUGCAGGUUGGUCAGUCACUAAAGAUGGUCAAUUGGCUUUGGGUAACUCGACAAAAUUCUACCAAUGUGCUUCUGGCCACUUUUACAAUUUAUACGAUCAAUCCAUUGGUUUCCAAUGCCACCCAGUCACUUUGGAUGUGGUUGAGUUGAUCGAAUGUUAA
This is a messenger RNA of Lodderomyces margitis, 1230 nucleotides long. RefSeq names its product Pir32p (gene PIR32). The transcript has a single exon. NCBI's taxonomy places the organism in Eukaryota, Fungi, Ascomycota, Pichiomycetes, Serinales, Debaryomycetaceae. The coding region runs from base 1 to 1230 and encodes 409 amino acids. The record is from RefSeq and is a predicted model, not a curated record. Gene Ontology annotation, cellular component: fungal-type cell wall. Gene Ontology annotation, molecular function: structural constituent of cell wall. Gene Ontology annotation, biological process: fungal-type cell wall organization.